This is a messenger RNA of Pistacia vera, 642 nucleotides long. RefSeq names its product cyclin-dependent kinase 1-A-like. Gene Ontology annotation, molecular function: protein serine/threonine kinase activity; ATP binding. The record is from RefSeq and is a predicted model, not a curated record. Bases 1 to 642 code for a protein of 213 amino acids. The transcript is spliced from 6 exons. Lineage: Eukaryota; Viridiplantae; Streptophyta; Magnoliopsida; Sapindales; Anacardiaceae. Gene Ontology annotation, cellular component: nucleus; cytoplasm. Gene Ontology annotation, biological process: protein phosphorylation; mitotic DNA damage checkpoint signaling.
AUGUCUUCUAGGCAUAAGCGUUUUCCAAGUGAUGCAAUGAAUAAAAAGUAUACAGUAGAUAAGACGAUUAGAGAUGGCAAAUAUGGUCUGAUUGGCAAUGGUGUUGAGAGAGACACAGGUCAGCUAGUGGCUUUUAAAUUUAUUGAGAAAUCCAAUGAACUUGGAGAACUCCCAAACUUAGAAUCCCCAAGCUUGAUCACACAUGAAACCUCUAAAAACAUUGGGUUGAACCAUCCGAAUGCCACCAGGUGUCUAAGAAUAGAAAUUGAUGAUACUUUUUUGUAUCUUGUUUUUGAGAACCUACCAUGGGAUUUGGAUGAUUUUAGAAGAGGAUGGUUAAUAGCUAUAGAUUUUGACCAGAUUUCUUUCAACUGCAGCAUAUUCUUCAAGGGAUUCUUCAUGGCAGUAGCUUUGAAGGCCGCUAGUCUUUAUUACCAGGCACCUGAAAAACUUUUUAAUGGAAGCUCUAAGGUAGUUGAUACAUGGGCUGUGGGCUGUAUCUUUGGUGAGAUGCUAACUGGGCGGCCCCUGUUUCGUUCUAAUAAUUGGGUCUUGGGCGAACCAAAGCCAGAAGUAUAUGGCAAAAUUGAAAUUACUAUUGAUGGACUUGGCAAAAGAGUUUCCAAAUCUCGAACCUACUAG